GCGCCGGCCACCCACGACCCUCGAGUGGCGCCCCCGGGACCCUCCGAUCCGAGGCUGCCGGCUUUCCGGCGUGACUCAUCCCUUCCCGGGUGUCCGCGUCCCCACGUGCGUCUUUCCGCGGCGGAGCCGGGAUCGGGGGGCACUAUGAACGAAGAGGAGCAGUUUGUAAACAUUGACUUGAACGAUGACAACAUUUGCAGUGUUUGUAAACUGGGAACAGACAAAGAAACACUCUCCUUCUGCCACAUUUGUUUUGAGCUAAAUCUCGAGGGAGUACCAAAGUCUAAUCUUUUACAUACCAGAUCACUUCGGGGCCAUAAAGACUGCUUUGAAAAAUAUCAUUUAAUUGCAAACCAGGAUUGUUCUCGAUCCAAGCUUUCCAAAAGUACUUAUGAAGGAGUUAAAACCCUCCUGACUAAGAAGAUAAACUGGAUUGUACAGUAUGCACAAAAUAAGGAUAUGGAUUUGGAUUCUGAGUGUUCCAAAAAUACCCGACAUCACCUGUUUAAUUUCCGGCAUAAACCAGAUAAGAAAUUACUCCCACAGUUUGACUCUCAAGUGCCAAAGUACUCUGUGAAAGGGAUAGCUGGGAGCACCGGUGGCCUCUCAAGCUACACACAAAGAAUUUUGGAGCAGAGGGAAAAUACAGACUUUGGGCUUGCUAUAUUGCAAGACUCAGAUGCGUUGUGGCCUCACAAACACAACCAGGCACAGAAAAAAGAAGAGACGAGCUCUGGUCCAGAGAAUGUCCAGACCCAAAAUCCACGUUAUAGCAGAGAGGAACUGAAUUCAAUGACUCUUGAUGAAGUAGAACAACUGAAUACAAAGCUCCAACAGCAAAUCCAGGAAGUGUUUGAAGAGUUAACACACCAAGUCCAAGAGAAAGACUCUUUGGCGUCUGAGCUCCAUGUCCGCCAUGUUGCUAUCGAGCAGCUCCUCAAGAACUAUUCCAAGUUACCAUGCCUGCAAGUGGGACGGGCAGGACCGAGGUCACACCUGCCCAUAAACAACUGAACUGAACGUAGCGUCUGACUUUUACCCUCUGUUAGUCUGCCAAGCAUGUGUACCUCGAACACAUUUGAAGAAAGUUAUAGUCCAUUCUUACGGUUGUUGUACUUGCAAAACCUAAGAUAAUAUCUAUUAUCUUAAUCUAAUAAAGAAGGUCACUCUAGUCUAGGGUUAAUCAUUUGGCUUCAUUUGGGGACUUUUUCUUAUAGUCACUAAAUGCCCCUCCCUAACUUUUACCAAUACUGUUACUGUGUGUUUUUAUUGGACAUUUUCCAUUGUAACUCAGCUGUCAGAACAGUAGAAGCCUAAUGAGGUCUUAUGUUAGUCUGAACUACCAGAGAUAAUUUUUGAGAGGGAAGUAGAAUUCAUAAUAUCACCUUAUUUAUGAGCAAUAUUUUAAUAUAAAAUUUUAUAUAUCAAAUUGCUAUUUUGGGUAUUUUUCAUUGUCUUUGUAAAUGUGUGUGUGGAUGGCCAUGUGGAUUUGCACUCCAGUGUGUGAAUAUGUUGCCCCAUAUGAAGAUCCUGGCAUUUUGGGGACACACUGUUUUUUUUAUAACUGUUAUCUUCCUUUCCAAAGAUAAAUAUGUUUUGGAUAUUAUUUGGAGAAGCAGUCUACCUAGCUGAGCUGUUUAAAAUACUAAUAGCAUAUGAAAGUGAGAUUAAUCACUCUCUAAAGCAAGUAUCGGAGAAACUAAAGCCCAUUACUGGUUCCUAAGGGAAGCGGUUCUGAAUUAGCUUAGGAAGGAAAUACCAUCCUGCUUCUUGGUUGUCCAUCGCCAUCAAUGUAGAAGGGCCACUCUGCUUCUCAACUCUUGUGACUUUCUCUGAUGUGCUUGUUUGGGGGAAGAGUAAAUCAUCUCUCAGCCCUGAGUCCAGUGGAGCAGUGGAGCUCCUGGCCUCACACUGUGCUUGUCUUAGUUGUUUUGUUUUUUGGGGGGCAGGGGAUAAAAUUAUGUGUGUCUCUUCACAUGCAAUUCCAAUGACCUGCUAACUGUCCAAAUUCUGCUAGCAGCAUCACUGAAAUUAACCCCCCCCAAAAAAAAGGAAAGAGAAAAAGGACCUUUCCAAGUUUUAAAAUCUAAAGGGAGAGAAGAUUACGGAUCAAAAAAAAAAAAAUCAACACUCAAUAACAUGAGCCUGUUUUUAAAAAGAUAUAAGCUACUUAGAUUCUAGAUUCUUAACUAAUAAAAGCUAUGACCAAUCCAAUAUUAAGACAGGCUCUAGAUGGUUUUUAACUGGUGCUAGACUUUAAUGUUGAACACAAAUGGUAUUCUAUUUGCCUAAGCAAAAAAAAAAAAAAAAAAAAAAAAAAAAAAA
Molecule: messenger RNA, 2325 nt
Organism: Cricetulus griseus (Chinese hamster)
Lineage: Eukaryota; Metazoa; Chordata; Mammalia; Rodentia; Cricetidae
Source: RefSeq, a predicted model, not a curated record